GGACGAGUUGUUUUUUUUUUCGCGAAAACGUUGUAAUUGCUGCAAAAACUAGUGAAAAUGGCCGCCGUCUGUUUCGGUUGUAAGGAAGAGAUUAAAGAUAAGAUGCUGGAGGCACUGGACAAGAGCUGGCAUCCGGAGCACUUUGCGUGCAAGGAGUGCAAGAAACGCAUCGCCGAAAAUAAAUUCCACGAAAGCGAAGGUCUACCGGUGUGCUCCAAGUGCUUCGACGCGAAGAUACAGGCGAUCUGUGCCGCGUGCCGCAAACUCGUCACCGAGAAAGUAGUAAAGGCGAUGGGCAAGACGUGGCAUCUGGAGCACUUUAUCUGCGGUGGACCCUGCAAGCAGCAGCUGUCCGGCAAGACGUUCUUCGAGCGCAACGGCAAACCGUACUGUACCGCCGACUACGAACGCCUGUACGCGCCCAAGUGUGGCGGCUGCAAGAAACCGAUCGCCGAGAAAGCGUUGUCCGCGCUGGAAAGCAAAUGGCACAAGGAGUGUUUCAAGUGCAAGCUCUGCAAGGAACCGAUUGGAGUGGAUGCCAAAUUCCGGGCCGACAAGGAAAAGCAACCGAUCUGCGAGAAGUGUGGCGUAUAAGGGA
Messenger RNA from Anopheles maculipalpis, 598 nucleotides. RefSeq names its product paxillin. The coding region runs from base 58 to 594 and encodes 178 amino acids. Gene Ontology annotation, molecular function: transcription coregulator activity. The transcript is spliced from 4 exons. Gene Ontology annotation, cellular component: Z disc; nucleus. Lineage: Eukaryota; Metazoa; Arthropoda; Insecta; Diptera; Culicidae. The record is from RefSeq and is a predicted model, not a curated record.